AUGGCAGGACAGUCGAAGCCCGUCCAAUUGGGCCCCUGGGGAAAGGCCACGGCUGGCGCUGCUGGUGCUUGUUUCGCCAACGUGCUUGUAUACCCGCUUGAUCUCAUCAAGACAAAACUCCAAGUCCAAGUCAAGAAGACCGUCGACGUCGAAAAGCAAGAGGCUGCGGCCGGCAAUGAACCUCACUACAAGGGAACAUGGGACGCCAUCACCAAGAUCAAGGAUGCCGAGGGUAUGGCCGGUCUUUACGCCGGCAUGAGCGGUGCGCUACUGGGUGUCACCUCGAGCAACUUCGCCUACUUCUACUGGUAUUCGAUUGUCCGCACGCUUUAUCUCAAGUACCAACAAUCGGAUGCCCACCCCUCGACCGCCGCUGAGCUGUCCCUUGGCGCCGUUGCCGGUGCGCUCGGCCAGCUUUUCACCAUCCCGAUCGCGGUCGUCACCACCCGCCAGCAAACGCAGAACAAGGAGGACAGGAAGGGCAUGAUCGAGACCGCCCGGGAGGUUGUCGAGGGCGAGGAUGGCAUCACCGGACUUUGGAGAGGCAUGAAGGCCAGCUUGGUGCUGGUUGUCAACCCGGCCAUCACAUACGGCGCGUACGAGAGGCUGAAGGAUAUUAUUUUCCCUGGAAAGAGCAACCUCAAGCCCUGGGAGGCUUUCCUUCUCGGCGCGUUGUCCAAGUCGAUUGCUACCAUUGUCACCCAGCCCCUCAUUGUCGCCAAGGUCGGUCUGCAAUCCAAGCCUCCUGCGGCUCGUAACGGCAAGCCUUUCAAGAGCUUCGUUGAGGUUAUGGAGUUCAUUGUCAAGAACGAGGGCGCUUUGAGCUUGUUCAAGGGUAUCGGGCCCCAGCUUCUCAAGGGCUUCCUUGUACAAGGCAUCUUGAUGAUGACCAAGGAGCGUGUCGAGCUCAUGUUCAUCCUCUUCAUGCGCUUCCUUUCGAAGCUCCGGUCGCAACGGCUCGGCAAGGCCGCUGCUUUGGCUGCCGCGGCAAAGGUUGCGUCCCCCGUCAUUGCCAAGUAG
This is a messenger RNA of Sordaria macrospora k-hell, 1020 nucleotides long. RefSeq lists its product as uncharacterized. Gene Ontology annotation, biological process: transport. Gene Ontology annotation, molecular function: ADP transmembrane transporter activity. Gene Ontology annotation, cellular component: membrane. The record is from RefSeq and is a predicted model, not a curated record. Lineage: Eukaryota; Fungi; Ascomycota; Sordariomycetes; Sordariales; Sordariaceae.